Molecule: messenger RNA, 971 nt
Organism: Psammomys obesus (fat sand rat)
Lineage: Eukaryota; Metazoa; Chordata; Mammalia; Rodentia; Muridae
Gene: Spem1
Product: spermatid maturation 1
Exons: 3
Coding region: 1-918 (305 amino acids)
Biological process (GO): sperm individualization; flagellated sperm motility
Cellular component (GO): cytoplasm
Source: RefSeq, a predicted model, not a curated record
AUGGCCCUGGCUGAGCGGCCACGGCCUGGGUGGGCCUCCUAUCAAAACCCCAACACCAACAACUGCCAGGACAUGGGAAACUCCAUUCUGUUGCUAUUGGGUCUCGUCAUUUGUAUUAACAUUGGCAUCAAUUUGGUGACCCUGCUCUGGAGCCGACUCCGCAUCAUCUUACACCGAAUGUUCCGUAUCAUUUAUGAGAAAGAAACCGCCAGGCUUUCUUCAGCUGAGAAGCAGACCUGCCCAGAAGUCCGUCUUCGAUGUACCAUGGACCCUGUGAAAAUGACCGUGACUCCCCCACUCGCUCGCCGGCAUCGCCGCAGAGCCUCUCCGUCUCGGCGUGCCCACCGCCCAGUAGCCUGGGCCCCAGACACUGACGAUGAGAAAGCACCGUCACACCAGCGCCCAGCCAUCUGCUCCCGCCACUGCGCUGGCCACAAGGACUGGGAAGACUUCCAAUCUCUACAGGAGGUCUGGGAGCCCUGGACUCAAGACUGUCUGGAGCAAUCUCCCCAGACCAUCCACUUCCAGCCAACGGUAGAGGGAAGGCCUCUCAAAACCGAGAUUCGGUCCGAGCAGGACCUGGAGGCCUACGUGUACACUGUGAACCCCCCGCCCCGCAGUCCGGAGGCUCUCUGCCAUAAAAAUGAUGGGGUGGGGCCGGGGGCAGGUGCCGAGGGUGAGCAAGGGCAGUGCCAGCCCCCCUCGCCGCCCUAUCUGGGUCCGGCCAAUGUCCCUGAGAUAAGCCGGCGCCGGUCCUCGGGCCGAAUAGUAUAUGAUGCCCGAGAGGUAAGGCGCCGGCUACGAGAGCUGACGCGGGAGGUGGAGGCUUUGUCUCACUGUUAUCCCUUGGUCUCCGGAUCUAGCGCCGCGGAGGGGACAAGCAGAGAUUGGGUGUAUCGUCCCCUGAAGGGAAGGUGACUGGGGACAAAAGAAUAAAUUAAAAGGAGAGAGGAAGAGGGCUGUGGUGGUAU